GCUCAGACAAGAUUGGGGCUCAAGACCCCGCAACAGCCAGAGGAUGUUGGGUUCAUGGCGAAAUGGAUUGGGGAGAAAAGUGUGCCCCUCAUCUUUGGUAGUGGGGUCAGCGGCUCUCUCAUGGCCGUUGCGUGGAACUCCACCGAGCAAGACCGGAUGGCUCGUGCCAUCCAAAAGGGGCGCUUCCGCCCAAAACAACCGGAGGACUUCCAAAGCGAGUUCGUGAACUUUGACCUCCCAGCCAUCCACCGAGGUCUUGGCAAGAAUGGCAUGGUGGCUCUCAUUGGCAUGCAAGCCACUGGAAAAACCACCACGCUUCAACAUGUUCUGUGGGAGGCCGAGAACCCCUUUUUCAUGAAGGUCUCCCACGACGACGUGCAUCGAGCCAUCCACAAUGAGUUGCGCCAGAGCAUUUGGAAGCUCCCGUGGCUUCUGGAUGGCAUGAGGAUGGAUUGGGGGAAGACCCACGAGCGUGUGGUGACCGAGGUCUUUGAGAAGGUGAAUGAGAAAACCCAAAAGCCGGUUCGCCUUGGCUUUGAUGUGGUGGCUGCGACAAAGCAGGGAAUGGAUGAGCCACAGGUCUCCAACAUCAUUGAGAUGACCACCGGCAAAGAGCACCUUCAUUUCCCCACCCACUUUGAUGCGAAGUUCUUUGUAAAGCAAGUGAAGUACCUGUGCGCAGACAGGCACUUGUCAUCGGCCCUCAUCUCCUCCAGCGAGGGCUUGAUGAUGCUGUCGUUAGGAGAGCCUCGUCUUCGUAAGAUGCUUGGAAGAGAGCUACCCAUGGCCAAGUCCAAGGCCUACCUCAAGGCCAUGGGUGAGGAAAACAUCAGCGAAGAGAUGCUGAUGAAGAUGCCCAGAACCUUUGAGAAGUUGAAGGAGCUCAAGGAAUCAGCUGACAAGGAGACCUUUUGCAACAAGCAGAUGCAAACGUGGGUGGAGGCCAUUGAGAAGACCAACAGUCAGCCCUUCACAGAUCUCAAGAGACUUUACCAGAAGGCCUUGCAUGAGCCGAUCGGCAUUGGUGACAUCAAAAGGGCUACAUCCAGCAAGUUGGCAGACGCCGAACAGGGGUUCAUCCGCAAUAUGGUCAAGACUAACAUCUUCACGCCCCGAGAUGAUGGUCGCUAUGAGUUGCAGUUUGACUGUCAGCAUGAGGCCGUCAAGAAGGUCUUUGACCUCUAGAACCACUGAGGGGCGUUUGUAAUGUUCAGGCAAUCACUGCCCAAUUGCGGUAGACAGACACCUUUGGACAGCCUUCACAGAAAAAA
Durusdinium trenchii is the source of this 1271-nucleotide messenger RNA. NCBI's taxonomy places the organism in Eukaryota, Dinophyceae, Suessiales, Symbiodiniaceae. The record is from the annotation of a GenBank genome assembly.